Sebastes umbrosus (honeycomb rockfish) is the source of this 1722-nucleotide messenger RNA. Its product is annotated as chemokine-like receptor 1. Bases 272 to 1384 code for a protein of 370 amino acids. Gene Ontology annotation, biological process: positive regulation of cytosolic calcium ion concentration; phospholipase C-activating G protein-coupled receptor signaling pathway; complement receptor mediated signaling pathway. NCBI's taxonomy places the organism in Eukaryota, Metazoa, Chordata, Actinopteri, Perciformes, Sebastidae. The record is from RefSeq and is a predicted model, not a curated record. Gene Ontology annotation, cellular component: plasma membrane. The transcript has 2 exons. Gene Ontology annotation, molecular function: G protein-coupled receptor activity; complement receptor activity.
CAGCGUACUUGAAGUAUGAUCGCCUAUACCGACAGAGCAGCCUACUGUGUUUUAUGGAGAUUUAGCUUUCUGACAGGAUACCAGAGUCUCAUGUGAAAAUGGAAUGUUUUUCACUACACAGGAUGGACAGAGACCCAGCUAGGACCGGCAAAAAACAGGGUGGAGGUGUUUGCCUUUACAUUAAUGAUCGGUGGUGUCAUCCUGGUCAUGUUACGGUGAAGGAGAGAGUAUGUGACCCGAACAUUGAGCUGCUUGUGGUCUCAAGACAACAAUGGAGAAAAUGACUACUGCUCCUCUCUAUAUCAUCAAUACAACAGAUGUAUCUCAUGCAAAUGACUCUUUGUAUGACGACAACGAGUAUGCAGUGCUGUACAAAAUCUAUCAAUCUGGCCGCAUCAUAUCCCUCAUUGUUUACUGUCUGGCCUUUGUCCUUGGUGUGCUCGGGAAUGGAGUGGUUAUCUGGGUGACCGGGUUCAAGAUGAAGAAAACCGUUACCACAGUUUGGUUCCUCAACCUGGCUGUGGCCGACUUCCUCUUCACAGCGUUCCUGCCUCUGAUUGUGACCUUCAUAUUUUGGAAUCUCCACUGGCCUUUUGGCAAGUUCAUGUGCAAACUUCAUUACGUUAUAAUCUUCCUGAACAUGUUUGCCAGUGUCUACAUUCUGAUGGUGAUCAGUGUGGACAGAUGUGUGUCUGUGGUGUUGCCCGUCUGGGCCCGGAACCACCGGAGUGUACGCAAGGCGUCCUGUGUGAGUCUGGGUGUUUGGGUACUGGCUCUGAUUCUCAGCACUCCAUACUUCAUCUUCAGGGACACUGAGCUUAAACCCAGUAAGGACGUCAUCAUCUGCUCCAACAACUUUGCUCUUUCUGGUAAUGAAACAUCGUCUGUGAUACAGCUUCGUGAAGAAGCCAUAACCAUCACCCGCUUCCUCCUGGGAUUUGUUGUCCCCUUCACUGUCAUUGUCUCCUGUUAUGCUGUGAUAAUCCAUCGUAUCAGAAGAAACCGCACCCUGGCCAGCCAGUCAAGUCGCCCCUUUAAGAUCAUCGCUGCAGUUAUCACCACUUUUUUCCUGUGCUGGGCUCCGUAUCACAUCAUGAAAUUAAUUCUGAUGGUGAAUUCCAGGUCUACUUAUCCUAGUGAAACAUUACACCUUGUCACCACUAUUGGGUAUCCUUUAGCAUCCAGCCUGGCCUUUCUCAACAGUGGCUUGAACCCACUGCUGUAUGUGUUCAUGGGACAAGAUUUCAAAGACAGAGUUCAUAAAUCCAUCCUGAAGGUUUUGGAGAAUGCCUUCCAGGAUGAGGUUUCUCACUCUCACACCAACAAAACGUCUACGGUCAUCAGCAGAAGCAAAGACAAGUUAGUUGGUGACACUGUGGUAUGAAGUUAUCCAUGAUAUGAAGAAACAAAUACUGUAACUGUAAAUGUAAAGAACAGAUCUACCUACAUGGUUACUAUGAGCUAAUUAUGUUCCUGAGGUUUUUCUGUUUUUUCUUAACGCUUAGACAACACACAGUUAAACCACAGGAAAGGAAUGGCCUGCUUAUUCUUUGUAUGACUGUGGUUUUGAAUAUUGUGAUAUGUAUGAACCUGUCUAUCAGAGCUUGAUUCUAAUGUAUUUCAUUUUAGUUUUAUUUGAAACUUGUUUUUACUCUUCAAUGAAUCUGUAUAUGAUAAUGAUGCAAUCCUUAUUUUCCAUUAUUAAAAUAUUAUUUGGACCAC